UAAAUUCGAAUGGGACGCAGAGAAGGAAACUGAAAGAAUUCUGAGGACAGCAAGGAGGACAAAGAGGAAGUUCGGUAACCCCAUAAUUAUUAACUGAAAUCGAGUGCCAAUAUCUGAAAUGUCAAUGGAAAGCAGCCAUGUGGAAGAAAAGCUUUGCUCGAAAAGACAAGAGAGAGAUCAUCAUCAUUUAGGCUGGAUAUCUGGUCUUCUCAGGAGGAGGAAGAAGAGGUCAGCACAAGAAGAUGAACGUAGCAUAUCUGAAGGCGAUUCUCGUUUGAUGAUAAGACACAAAGCCAAGAUUUUGCAUUUGUUUCUCUCUGACAUCAUGAGGAAGCUGAAACAUGCAAUCAGAAAAGAGAAACCGCGGCACGACCACCGCAGAUUGCUGGAAACGAAGAAAAGCUUUCAGAAGAGUUUGUCAACCAAAGAUCAUUUCUUUCUCGAGCGCAUGACUUCGAUAUCUCGACAGAGAUCUCAUCAUCAAGAACACUACGACAACGAGAAACAUCUCUCUGAGAUGGUAGGAAAUCAAAGUAGGAUCGUAUUAUCCCUUCCCGAGGAUUCGUCUCCUUUCAGCAGCCCAGGAAGAGUAUGGGACAAGAAUUCAACCGUGCUAUCGAGAUCUUCUACUUCAGACGAUUUCAUGAACUCUGAAACAGUUGCAGAUAAUUCCUUAACUAUCAAAGAGAUAGACUCUGCUUCACCGAUAGAAGGAGAUGAGAUUGUUGAUGAGAUGUCAAAAGUUGAAGCUCAUGAGGGUGGAAUCUUGGAAGAGACACUACUGUCUCAUCUCUCUGUGUCCUCAUCACCAUCCCAGCCACUAUUCAUUGAAUAUGAAAUAAAUCCAGCAAGAAGUGAAGCAAAGAUACAACAACCUCCGCGUAACCAAUUGCAAGAAGAGAACCGUGGUAUGGAUGACAAAGAAGCAUUGUUUAAGUACGUAAAAGAGGUGUUGGAUGCAAUAGACUCAAAUUGGGAAGAGCUGUAUCUGAUAACAGAUUACUCUGACCAGCUUCUUUGUCCGGCAAUAAUCAGCAACAUACCAUUAUAUCCAAACAAGCUUUGUGUAGACCAUGACCUCCUCUUCGACAGCAUCAACGAAGUUCUCUUCGAAUUCUGCAGGUUUCCUCAAUAGGUUUCCUUUGUUGAACCCAG
This is a messenger RNA of Camelina sativa (false flax), 1155 nucleotides long. NCBI's taxonomy places the organism in Eukaryota, Viridiplantae, Streptophyta, Magnoliopsida, Brassicales, Brassicaceae. The record is from RefSeq and is a predicted model, not a curated record.